Molecule: messenger RNA, 1173 nt
Organism: Rotaria sordida
Lineage: Eukaryota; Metazoa; Rotifera; Eurotatoria; Philodinida; Philodinidae
Source: the annotation of a GenBank genome assembly
AUGAAUCCUCGAACAUUAAAACGUAUAUCUAAUGUUCGUUUAAAAGCACGUAGUGAACUUCAAUUAGAUGAAUGGCAACAAAAUAAUUAUUAUUAUGAUCAAAGUCUUAUCACAUGUAAUAAAGAUCAAUUAGAAAGAAUUGAUGCAAGAAAUAUAACACGUGAAGAUUUUAUUGAAAAAUAUGAACGUCCAGCUAAACCAGUUAUAAUUCAACAUUUAAUUGAUGAUUGGCCAGCAUUUAAUAAAUGGACUAUAGAAAAAUUAGGUAAAAAAUAUCGUAAUCAAAGAUUUAAAGUAGGUGAAGAUGAUGAUGGUAAAUCAGUUAAAUUAAAAAUGAAAUAUUUUCUUGAUUAUGCAUUAAAUAAUCAUGAUGAUUCACCAUUAUAUUUAUUUGAAUCCAGUUUUGGUGAACAUCCAAAAAAAAGACGUCUUAUUGAUGAUUAUGAUGUACCAGAUUAUUUUUCCGAAGAUCUAUUCCAUUUUGUUGGUGAACAUCGUAGACCACCAUAUCGUUGGUGGUGUAUUGGACCACAACGUUCUGGAACCGGAAUACAUAUUGAUCCAUUGGGUACAAGUGCAUGGAAUGCACUUAUAUCGGGCCAUAAACGUUGGUGUAUAUUUCCACCAUCAACACCACGUCAUUUACUUAAACCAACAUCAAUUGAUUCACCAAAACAUAAAGAUGAAGGUAUUACAUGGUUUAAAAUUAUCUAUCCAAGAACACAACUAAGUACAUGGCCAAAAGAAUAUGCUUGUAUUGAAGCAAUACAACAUCCUGGAGAAGUUAUAUUUGUACCUGGCGGUUAUUGGCAUGUUGUACUCAAUUUGGAUGUAACUAUUGCUGUAACACAAAAUUUUUGUUCAUCAGUUAAUUUUCCUACAGUAUGGACACGAGUAGUUCAUAGUCGGCCAAAAAUGUCAAAAAAAUUUCUCGAAAGUCUUAAACGUCGUCGACCAGAUUUAGCACGAUUAACUGAAAAAAUUGAUGUUACUGCAGAUGCAGGUCCUCGAUCAGAUACAUCUUCAUCAAGUAGUUCAUCAGCAUCAGAUGAUUCAUCACCUGAUUCAGCUGAUGAAAGUGAUACAGAAUCAAAAUCAAUAAUCAAUCAACAAUCAUUUGAUCAAGGAGAUGAACCAUUAGCUAAAAAACAAUGUAUUUCAUCGUUACAAUAA